Zerene cesonia (dogface butterfly) is the source of this 1260-nucleotide messenger RNA. Its product is annotated as carboxypeptidase B-like. The coding region runs from base 1 to 1260 and encodes 419 amino acids. The record is from RefSeq and is a predicted model, not a curated record. The transcript has 5 exons. Gene Ontology annotation, molecular function: metallocarboxypeptidase activity; zinc ion binding. NCBI's taxonomy places the organism in Eukaryota, Metazoa, Arthropoda, Insecta, Lepidoptera, Pieridae. Gene Ontology annotation, biological process: proteolysis.
AUGCAUAUUGCGAGCUGUCGGAGGUUUUCGUUUUUAACCGACCUUCAAAAUGUGAAAAGAUGGAAGUCGUACUUCGUACGUCCGUCCACAUUCCACAAAUUACAAGCGCUAGGCAACCUAAUCCAAGAAUUGGAUCUAGACUAUUUCAGUCAUGCAUCUGUGCACCAUGAAGGCAUCGUUAUAGUAGAUCCCACGAAACAAGAGACCUUUUUGGAGAAUCUCGAAGAUUUGAACAUUGACUAUCGGAUACACGCGAAUGAUGUUAAAAGUCAACUUUUAGAAGAUGAACAUAAAAUGAUGAAAACGAAUGCAACCUCGCGGAUUGAUAGUCUUAUACCGUAUCACAGAUACCUCGCCACAGCUGAAAUCGAAUGGUACAUGGAUGAAAUAGCCCGCACCUAUCCACACAUAGCCAAACUGGAAAUACCCUCAAAUUCGUUUCGCGGUCGCCAAAUCAGGAUGCUCAAGAUAUCUACCACAAAUUUCGAGGAUAGAAGGAAACCCAUCAUAUUCAUAGAUGGCGGUUUCCAUGGUAGAGAGUGGUUAUCCAUACCACCUGUGACGUAUGCCAUUCAUAAAUUAGUGGAGGAUAUUACAGAACCUGACCUUUUGGACAAAUUCGAUUGGAUUCUGAUGCCCAUGGUCAAUCCAGAUGGCUAUCAUCACUCGUAUACCAUGAACGCAGCCUGGCACAAGAACCGUUCAAACGACAACACACCACUCAGCCCGGUCUGCAUCGGCGUUGACAUCGACAGAAACUUUGAUUUCUUCUGGAACACCGUCGGCACCAGCAAUGAGCCCUGCUCCUUCGUGUACCCUGGCAACAGAACCUUCUCUGAAGUAGAAGCGCGAAUGCUUCGGAAUGUAUUCCACCAGCACCUCAACAGACUCAAGAUGUACAUCUCCAUCCAUACCUUUGGUUCCAUGAUCCUGUACCCCUGGGGUCACGACGGUUCCUUAUCGAACCAAGCGCUUGGUCUGCAUGCGGUUGGAGUGGCCAUGGCAGAUGCAAUGAACAAAUAUGCAACUGGUAUGUUCCCCUUGGGGUAUUCCGUUGGUAACGAAGCUCUUACCCGAGGCUUCAGAGCGUCAGGGAUGGCGACAGAUUACGCGCACAAGAUCGGCGUUCCUCUAACCUUUAAAAUCGAACUGCACGGUUUCUACGGAGGGUUUUUCAUGGACCCUGCAUAUAUUGACCCAGUUGUGCGAGAGACGUGGGAGGGCAUAGUUGCUGGUGCUAGACGUGCUGCUACAAUUUAG